Molecule: messenger RNA, 3462 nt
Organism: Heterostelium album PN500
Lineage: Eukaryota; Evosea; Eumycetozoa; Acytosteliales; Acytosteliaceae
Exons: 2
Coding region: 1-3462 (1153 amino acids)
Source: RefSeq, a predicted model, not a curated record
AUGAACCAAAUAAGUGUAUCACCUCAAUAUUUUACAUAUAAUAAUAAUAAUUUUAUUUAUUAUUCUUCAACAUUUGACGUGUGGGUGUACCAAGAUGAUCAAGAGCCACCAUUCUACUAUAGAAACUUCACAGUCCAGAAUGAAAAUGAUGCUCUCCAAUUUGCAUACUUUAUUGAAUCCAUUCCAAUUGGAACAAUCACUUGUAUAGCAAUCGAUGGAAACAAAGUUAGUUAUAUUUCCGAUACCAUUUACAAAGCAUGCGAGUCCAUUGGAAGUAUUAAGAUCUAUGAGAUAACCGGUCAAGUCUCAAAUCGUUUGGCAAUCAUUGGAUUCAAAGGUUUGUCUCCAGGUGUUGCAAGUGAAGCCUAUAUCAAUUCCACUCAAUCUGUUUCAAGUGAAUUACCAAGUCAUUUUGAUUACAAGAUUCUAUCAGUUUCAAUUGAUAGUACACCAACUCUAUCGAUUGGCACCAAUAAAGUCAAUUUUCAAUAUGGAAUUGGUAUGAAUGUGAUUACAUUUAAUGAAGUCACUUUGGAAGUUAUGUCAUCGAUAAACUUCAACACAGUUACCAACACCACUCAAGCAAAUUUGGAUUUUAUUCAAUUUAUUUCAAAUCGACCAACAAAUGUCGUAACUUGUAUUAUUCCUAAAUGUCCAACACCAACAAGUACUGGUCAAUCUUUGAUGCUUUCAAGUGGAUCCAUCGAUGCAAUCAAAUCAAUUGGAAGUAUUUUCAUUGAUCAAUUCACAAAUGCAACUCUUGGUCAAUCAAAAUGGUUCUUGAUUUCAAAGAGUCGGUUGAAUCAAAGUGAACUCAGUUCAAAAUCAAGUGCUGUUUGUCAAGGUAUAUACUUUGCUUACAAUAACGAUGCUAAUAUGGUUGGAUGUACAAUUUCAGCAUGUAAUCCUUUAUAUGGAUCAACAAAUUUCUUCCAAGCUGUGAAUGGAAGUCAAAUUGUGACACCAACACAAUUUAAUGGAUUUUCAAUGUCAAUUUUGGAUGAAUAUACUGGUAAAGUACUUAGUAACAAUCAAAUCAUUGCAAGUGGAACUCCUGGAACCAAUCAAAUGUCAAUGAAGACUGCAUCUGAUUAUAUUUUACAAAAUAUAACAGCUGGUAAUUUUGUAAUGAUAUCAUCGUCCAAUCUUCAAACACCAUUUUCAAUCCCUGAUUAUUUGAUAACUGCUUUCAGAACAUUGGGUGCAAAUCUAUCAAAUAGAAUCACAUCAUCCAGUUCAUAUGCUCUAUUUGGAAGAAAAGGAGCAGCUCCAGGUUCAUCACCUGAAAUACAUUCAAACAAUGGUCCUGUCACUAUUUCUGCUAAAUUUGCAUCGAAACUCAUGAUUAUGAGAACUUUUGUUGAAAUCAAAGCUGUUUCCAGAGGUAUUGGAGAAAAUGUCCCUUAUGAAACAACCUAUGCAAAGUUCUUUUUAAAUGGUGAAGAAGUAAAAUACACAGCCAGCAGAGGUUUAAAUGUUAUGAUUAUCAAUCAAGAUAAUGGAUUAAUCGAAAGUAUCACCACAUAUGAUACUCAUGGUGAUGCUAAUGCCUCUUCACAAUUUAUUACUUUAAUGAACAGUUUAGCAAAUGGAAGAAUUGUUGCAAUUGCUACGAUGGAUGAUUGGACUGUCAGACUUUCAACAGAAGCGAUAAAUACUCUAAAAACAAAAUGUGGUGGUCAAAUAUUGGGUGUUUACCCUUUGCAAUAUAGAGCAUCUUGUAGUUUUAUUGGAAUUGUUGGAAAAUCAAUUUAUCCGAGUCAAUUAGUAAGUUCAGGUAAUACUUUAGUCCCUCUACCUGUGAUAAAUACUUUUAGAUUGCCAAUUAAAGUGACAUUGGGUGAUGGAUUCAACUAUCAAUCGAUAACUGUAAAUUCUGCACAAGGUAUCAAUGUCAAUAAUACAUCUGUUGGAACAGUGGUCGAUGGUGUGAAGAUUGCAACAUUCUCAUUACCAUUCACAAAAACAAAAUUUCAACAUGAUCUUGAAUUGAUUGAAAAAGAAAAACAACAAGAAAUCAUUGAACAAGUCUCUGCACCUGGAGAUCAACUUUACCAACUCAUAUCAAAUCUAACUUAUGGAUCAUUGGUUGCACUUAUUAUUCCUUCCAAUAUGGUAUUGAAUGAUAAAAUUAAAAGAUCACUAUAUAUGAUAGGUGCAUCGCAAAUGGAUUUGGCUUCUCAAAACUCAUUCACAAAUUAUCUUGUAAUUGGUCGAAAAGGAGCUUGCUCUGGUGCAUUGGAAUCAUUUUCAAGUAGUCUUUCAAUCACAUCGAUAUCAUCUGUUGAACCAAUCAGCAAUAAUACUUCAUUAGCUUCUUGGUGGUCAAUUGUUGCAACGAUUGUCACUGGUUCAUUAUUAGUUGUUGGUGCAAUUGCUACGUUACCUCUUUCAACUGCAAUUUUUGUUGGGGUUGGAACAAUGGCUGUAACUACACUUGUAGUUGGAGGCAUUAUAAUGAAUGAAAUGCCAGACACGAAUAAUAACAAUACAUCAGACCCUACAAGAACAUAUCGAAAUAUAGUUAUUGGUGUAUCUUAUAUUGGGACCGCCAAUGAAAGACCUGAAUAUGCUAGAAAUUCAACUGAUUUUUUACAAACUUUAGUAAAUACAGUUGAUAAUUACUGGGAUGCAGAAAACAGCAUGAACAAUAUAAUUACUCGCAAAAAUGACACUCUAUUGAUUGAUAAUAUCCCAAACGCUAUUCCCAAUGCCAGUGCUCCACCAAGUAGUGUACCAACAAGGAAUAAUAUCCUUAAUGAACUAAGGAAUACUGUUGCUCGCACUCGAGGAGGCGAUGUCAUUUCACUUACAAUCUCUGGUCAUGGUGGAUAUAGAAAUGGUGAAUAUCGAUUGAGAGUUACCCGACUAGGAAAUACUGGCCCUCGUCGUAUUACUGGUACAGAAAUAAUUGAUGCAUUAAAUGCAUUAACAGUUACAAAUGUCAUGGUAUACUUCUUAAUUACCACCUGUCACUCUGGUGCUUUCAUGGCUCAACUAGCUGCCAGAACAAAUCUUAACUUCGCCUAUGUUAUUAUUGUCGCAUGUCCAGCUGACCGUACUACUAGAAGUGGUAAUAUUCGUAGAGUUCUUACCGAUAAUAAUAGAGUAAUUAGUUCAAACUACUAUAUGACGAUCAAUUCUAUCUUCGGUGCCAUGACUAGACACUAUACAAAUGCAACAACCAAUGCAAGAGGUCCACCAGAUACCAACGCUCCUGGAAAUACCCUAAAUCGUCCUUGGUUAUUCUCUCCAUACUCACCACAAUUAAUUGAAUUCUUGUUGAAGGUUGCAAGAUUUGAAGUAUCCCCACUUUCAAAAUGUAUUCUUUCAUCAAAAUGUUUACAUCUUGAGAAUGGUGAUGAUUCAACUUGUCAAUCAUGCAAAUGUCACCAUGCUCCUCUUCACUCUGAAUGUUCAUUGGUCUAUCACAAUCAAAAUAUUUCAUUUGAAUACAUCUAA